Molecule: messenger RNA, 1009 nt
Organism: Octopus bimaculoides (California two-spot octopus)
Lineage: Eukaryota; Metazoa; Mollusca; Cephalopoda; Octopoda; Octopodidae
Source: RefSeq, a predicted model, not a curated record
UGCAAUGAGGAUGUUAAAAUGUUGGAAUACCAAAUCUAAUCUGCUUUUACAGAGACACCGUGUUGCAGUUAUAAUACUUAUUGUUAUUCUGAUAACAUUGUGGCAAGUCAAGACUUCCUGCUUCAAAAGUGAAUUGAACCCAAAAUAUUUAUAUAUGCAGCCAAGUGAAGAUGUGAUUCCAAUGCACAUGAAGAAAAAACUCAAAGCAUUUGAACAUUCUGAAAAUGUGACACUAGUUACAGCUUAUUUCCAAUUAGACACCUUUAGAAAGGGUGGAAAUAGUCACAUAAACCCCAAUGUAUAUAAAAAGUGGUGUUCUGUUUAUUCUCGGAUUCUCAAUCCAGUCGUUUUCUUCACAGACUCUCCAGAGAUUCUCUCAAUGUUUAAAAAACUGCGAUCACCAAGUUUAGAUAACUUAACAAAAUUGAUCCUGGUUAAUCGAACAGACUUGUGGGCAUUUAGUCUGAAACCCCAAAUUGCUAAAAUAUUCAGUCAAGCUGAUUAUCCAAAAUUCCAUCCAAACACUGUGAUACCUGACUAUUCUUGUGUGAUGCAUGCUAAAUAUGAGCUACUCAAAAAGUCUAUCCAACAGAAUUAUUUUCACACAAACUUUUUUAUGUGGAUUGACUUUGGAUAUUUUCGCUAUGAAGUAAACAAAACAAAAAAAUUUGGCUUAAGUCUUCCAAAAGGAUUUGACUUUAGAAGUGUGGCUUUCAGCUUAGAAUGUAAUUUUCAGAAAAUACCUUUGAAAGAAAUAAUAUGGAAAGACCUUGUUUGGGUUGCUGGUGGUGCAAACCUUGGACGUUAUGAUGUCUUAACAAGAUUCUGUGAUGACUACAUUAGUAGUGUUAAAAGGGCUUUGAACCAAAACUUGAUGAGUACUGAUCAACAAAUUAUAUAUGCUAUGAAUGUCUAUAGGAAUUGGUCAUCAGUGACUUUGCAGCUUUGCCAUGCAGGUUGGUUUUGCUUAGGAUAUUUAGCAAAAUAUUCAUGGGAACAACACCAAUAG